Messenger RNA from Hyaloperonospora brassicae, 1614 nucleotides. The record is from the annotation of a GenBank genome assembly. NCBI's taxonomy places the organism in Eukaryota, Oomycota, Peronosporomycetes, Peronosporales, Peronosporaceae.
AUGGAAGCUGCGACCCCACGAGCGGAUGCGGCGGCGGCGACGGCCGAUGUGCAGCAGCAGAUCGAGUCGUCUGUGCUCCGAACUGCCGAACUGUUUGUGCUGACGAAGCGCAGAGACGCGUGGGCGCACGACUUUGCGCCCAGCAAACGAGUGCGCGUGCGGACGAAGCUGCAUGAUUCGUACUUACUGGAGAUUCCGGAAGCGUUGCUGGAGUCGAAGGGCUCAGCUGGAGCCACGGGGUCUCCUCCUGAGACGACGGAGGGUGCAGUCUCUGGUCCUGCUUUACCAUCGACAGAUGGGGUCCGUGAGGGCCGUCCCGUUCCGUCUCGACCUGGUGGCGUUUCGGUUGCAGCGGGUGAAGAAGAACCGGUGGAAGCUGAUGCGAAGCUGUCGUUCGUGGACCAAGUGGCGAAAGAGGUGGAGCAGGAGUUGGCACUCACGAAACGGAAGCUGUACGUUGAGCAGUUCAGCGCCAUCUUUCUCGGCUAUGCAGUAUGCCGUGUGGCUGCCGCAGCAAAUAUGAACGGAGGGACCCCGUCGGCUGUCGUGCAGUACAAGGAGCAAACAGAGACGUCUACUCAGCUAGGCACGAUCCGCCGCCGUGCGACAGAGGUGCCAAAGCCGAAGUGGCACGCGCCGUGGAAGCUCAAGCGUGUGAUUGCUGGACACCUCGGAUGGGUGCGCUCGAUUUCCGUCGACCCUACGAACGACUGGUUUGUCACGGGCUCUGCUGAUCGGACGAUCAAGGUUUGGGACUUGGCAUCAGGGCAGUUGAAGCUCACGCUCACUGGGCACAUCAACGCUAUUCGCGGUCUGGAAGUGAGCUCGCGCCACCCGUACCUUUUCUCAGCAGGAGAAGACAAAAAGGUGCUGUGCUGGGACCUCGAGUACAACAAGGUCAUUCGGAGCUACCACGGUCACCUGUCGGGCGUGUUUUCGGUGAAACUGCACCCAGCGCUUGAUAUCCUUGUCACUGGAGGUCGCGAUGCCGUUGCCAGAGUGUGGGACAUGCGAACGAAGAGCCCGAUUCACGUGCUUUCGGGCCACCAGGGCACUGUGUGGGGCUUGGAGACGCAAACAACGGAUCCACAGAUCAUUACUGGCUCCAGCGAUAGCACAGUCAAGCUGUGGGAUCUGGCUGCCGGAAAGGUGAUGACAACGAUGACAAACCACAAGAAGGCUGUCCGCGUCGUGACAAAAUCCCCGACGGAUCACACAUUCAUGUCGGGCGCGGCGGAUAAUAUGAAAAAGUGGGAGGCAAAGGAAGGCAUGUUUCUGCGCAAUUUCUCGACACACAAUGCGAUCAUCAACUCGAUCUCGAUCAACCAGGACGGCGUGAUGGCCUCAUGUGGAGACAACGGGUCGAUGCGCUUUUGGGACUACCAGACAGGCUAUUGCUUCCAGACCGACUCAACAAAGGCGCAACCCGGCUCCCUGGACAGCGAGACGGGCAUUUAUGCGUCGACUUUUGACAAGACAGGCUUACGGUUUAUCACGUGCGAGGCGGAUAAGACCAUCAAGGUGUGGCAAGAGGAUAGCUCGGCAUCAGAGGAGUCGCACCCUAUCGAUAUGGCCCAGUGGACAAAGGACUUUACGGCCCCGAAGCGACAUUAG